Molecule: messenger RNA, 2108 nt
Organism: Mizuhopecten yessoensis (Yesso scallop)
Lineage: Eukaryota; Metazoa; Mollusca; Bivalvia; Pectinida; Pectinidae
Product: cytochrome P450 4B1-like
Exons: 13
Coding region: 133-1638 (501 amino acids)
Molecular function (GO): oxidoreductase activity, acting on paired donors, with incorporation or reduction of molecular oxygen; monooxygenase activity; iron ion binding
Source: RefSeq, a predicted model, not a curated record
UCUGCCCGUGUCGUCCGUUGGGGUAGACCGGACCUGGUGAAAGAGAAGACUUGACCAUUGUCACGCAGAGUUCGGGCUCCUGCGUGAAUAAAGCAGGUUGUAACAUUGACUAUCAAUCAUUGUUAGCGGACAAUGGACACCACGCUGCAGAUCGUUUCAGCCAUUGUGAUUGGUUACGUGCUGUGGGUUGUCAUCCCUGCCUUGUGGAGGUACCGCGCCCUCUGUCGGAUGUUGAAGAACUAUGCCAGUCCAGGCCCCCUUCACCCUCUCUGGGGUCAUAUCAAAUGCUUCGAUGACGACUAUUCGGUGACUUCUACUUACGAUAAAUUAGCUGCGACAAGUCAGUCCAAGAUGGCUGCUGUUUGGUUGGCAUUUAAGCCGUUGAUACAAGCAGUUCACCCUGACACAGCGAAAAUAAUUCUCCAGUCAUCCGACCCGAAGCCAACAGGGCGUGGUCAUCAAUAUAAUGUGCUUCAAUCGUUCAUAGGUGAAGGGUUAUCAACCAGUAAUGGCAGUAAAUGGCUGCGGAACCGGAAGUUACUAACUCCAGCCUUCCAUUUCGACAUCCUCCGCCCUUACGUCAAAGUGUACAACGAAGUGGCCGACAUUUUACUGAACAAAUAUGCCGCGAAGAUGGCGACUGGAGCUAAUAGUAUUGACAUCACUAAAGAUAUAGGACUGGCCACUCUGGACACCAUAUUGAGGUGUGCUCUUUCCUAUGAGGGUAAUAUACAGGAGCAAGAAGACCAUCCUUAUCCCAAAACCAUUCACCGGAUCUCGGAACUGAUCAUUAAACGAUUUUUGAUACCGUGGCACCUGAUGUCCUGGAACCUGUACAUGCUUUCGGCCGCAGGGAAGGACUACAAACGAUGUAUAGAUUACGUACACGGUUUUGCUGAGAAAAUCAUUGCCAAGAGAAGGAGAGAAUUGGCUGAUGAUCCAUCACUCCUCACAAACAAGAAGAGAAUGGAUUUCCUGGAUAUUUUAAUGACGGCAAAGGACAAGUCUGGAGCCGGACUUACUGACGAGGAGAUCAGGGACGAGGUCGAUACCUUUAUGUUCGCAGGUCACGACACGAGUUAUUCCGCCCUGAUCUGGGCCCUGUAUCACAUGGGCAAGUACCCAGAGGAACAGGAGGCGGUGUACCGGGAGGUGUGUGACGUCACGGGCGACCGACAAUACGUCGAAUGGGAGGACCUGGCUAAGUUACAAAAGACGACCAUGUUCCUGAAGGAAAACUUAAGGCUGUACACCCCCGCUGCGACCACCACCCGGCUCCUCACUAAGCCUAUGGAGCUGGAGGGACACACAUUUCCCGCCGGAACUGCCAUUGGAGUCAAUUUUGCCGUACUUCACCGUAACCCCGAGGUGUAUGACGACCCUAAAGAGUUUCGACCAGAACGAUUCCUCCCAGAAAAUGCAGCCAAAAGGAGCCCAUUUGCCUUUAUACCAUUCGCCGCCGGCCCAAGGAACUGUAUCGGGCAAAACUUCACGAUGAAUGAGCAGAAAGUAAUUCUUUCUAGAAUUGUUAAAAGGUUCAAGGUUGUGUUGGACGAGGACCACGUCGUGUUGGAUGUACCUAGAUUGGUAAUAGAACCAAGAUACGGGAUCAAGGUCCGCCUGGAGGAGAGACAGUGAUUAACUGUUGGCUAUGAAGUGUAGCAGUGCUUGUAAGUCUACAAAACUAAGGAGUCUAAAACUGUGUUACAACUGGUGAAUCAUAUAUAUAUCCAAUAGAACAGUAGGAAUAUUAGAAUUAUAGUAAAUAGUAGCUAUAUGUUAUAAAGUGUGCCAACCUCUGACGCUCUAUCAGCUUUAACUAGCCCUACUUCUAACGCUUUGUCAGCGAAAUAUACAAUCAACACAAAUAACUCGUUUUCAGUAUUUGAGAUGUAACUAUUAAGUUGCUAUCUCGUCCGAUCUGUCUGCUACUUCUUGGUACUUUUACACAACGAUGUAUUUAUCCGCUUUUUGACAGCGUGAUAUUGACAAUCUGCAUUAUACAUAUACUUAUCUGUCUUUAUAUGUAUUGUUCUGAUGUUGUUAGAUAUCUGAUGUUGUAAAUUAAACAUAAUCUACGCUGUGAAAUUAGUUGUGUUCUUUGUAAG